Ostreobium quekettii is the source of this 1557-nucleotide messenger RNA. Lineage: Eukaryota; Viridiplantae; Chlorophyta; Ulvophyceae; Bryopsidales; Ostreobiaceae. The record is from the annotation of a GenBank genome assembly.
AUGGACAUGUCCUUCUUUGUCCCCACGCGCUUCGUGUGGCGGUUCCACGGCCAGCAGGUUUAUCUGAUCGGAUCGUUCACCCGAUGGGUGGAGACCGUUCCAAUGGCGCCAGCUGACGCCUCCCCAGGCGUGUUCGCUGUUGUUGUUCAUCUUCCCCCAGGGUAUCACCAGUACAAAUUUAUUGUCGAUGGAGAGUGGCGACACGAUGAAACUGCUCCCUUCAUGGCAGAUCCCAUUGGAAACGUCAACAACUGGGUGUUUGUGAAGAGGCCAGAGCAACUCCAUCAAGCUCCACCGGUACUGGUUCCAGCACAACAGCCAAUGCCACCACCGCCGCCAAUGCAGCCCUCUGAUGAGCCCAUGGCUGAUGAAAAUUCAGUGCCAAAUGUGGCCAUCAGCGAAAGGAAGGAACCGGAAUACACUCGAAGUGUGGUCCACGAGUUCCUGCACUCGCACACAGCUUUUGAAUUGAUCCCAGAGAGCAGCAAGGUGGUUGCCCUGGACAUGGAUUUGUCUGUGCGCCAGGCCUUCCAUGCCCUGGCUGAGCAGGGCAUCUCUUCAGCCUCCCUGUGGGACAGCAACGAGGGCAACAUCGUGGGCGUCAUCAGUGCCAGCGACUUCAUCCAUGCCCUCAGGCAGCUCAGGGAGUCGGUGUCCAGUGGCGGGAGCGCCCUAUCUGCGGCCGAGAUGGAUCGGCACUCUAUCAGGGACAUGAGGGAAGAGAUGGCACACAAGUGCCCUGGUGUAAAGAGCCUUGUGUAUGUUGAACCUGACAUGAAGCUGCAGGAAGUUGUCCAAACUCUGUUUAGCAAGAAAUGCUCCAUGGCACCGAUUGUGACGGUUGAUACAGAAUCAGGACAGAUACCCAACGUCCUGCACAUUGCCACAAUCGCAGGUAUACUGGGGUGCAUCAUGCGGCACUUUCGAGCAUCGCUCGCAUCCCUGCCCCUACUUGCUGAGCCGCUAGGCACCCUGCCAUUGGGGACAUGGUCACCAACAGUCGAUGGAAACGAAAACACAGACCAGAGCGCCCGAAAUGGCCGCACCACAAAACCCCUGCACGUCGUCCACCCCUCCACCCCCCUCACCUCAGCCCUGACCCUGAUGCUGGAGUCUGGAGUCAGUGUGCUGCCGGUGGUGGACGACAGCGGCGUGCUGCUGGACAUCUACGCUCGAUCGGACAUCACGAAUCUGGCCAAGGGCAAUGCGUACAGCAGGCUUCAAUACGAGGAGAUGACAGUGCAGCAGGCUCUGAACCUGGCAAGGCCUAGCUCGCACGUCCCAUCAAGGCCCCAGGCUGGUGCCAUCAGCGGAUUGACCGCCAGCCUGCAAGGCGGCGCUCCUUCGUCCGUGGAGGGCCAGGUUCGCGCCGGGCAGGGCCAACCUGUCGCCACGUCCACGCGCGCCCACAUUGUCUCGCGCCAGGACAGCCUGCGCACCGUCGUGGAGCGGCUGGCCGUGCCGGGCGUCCGCAGGCUCAUGGUCGCCAACCCGAUGACCCGCCAGCUGGAGGGCAUCAUCUCCCUGAGCGACGUGGCGUCCUACCUGUUCCUCUGA